AUGGCAACGUCGAUAUCUUGCGGUGGUUCUGCGGUCGACAGCCGUGAUCACGGGCAGGCGCCUGACUCCGAAGCAAGCAAAAACACUCCCAAGGAUUCUCUGGACUAUAGUGACUUCACUCUUGCAGCUCUGUCUUCUCCUCAGACUCAGCACUACUUAGACUUUCUGCGCCUGCAGACCCCGGUGAAACCUGACCUUCAAAGUCUCAACUCCCUCAUCUCAGCACACCUGGAGCGAAUACCGUUUCAAAGCGUCGAUACGGUUCUUGGCAACAUCGAGCCUCUCGAUGACGGCGCCGUAUUUUCCAAGGUCGUGAAAGAAGGUCGCGGUGGUAACUGCUUCGAAUUGAACUCUCUCUUCGCUCGUCUGUUGCUGGCCUUGGGUUACAAGGUUCGAGUACGCUGUGCCAGGAUUCGCUGGGCGGUUCCAGAGGACGUUCCGCCAGCGCCGGUCGAUCACAUGGUGCUCUGCGUGACUGUAGGCGACAGAGAAGACCAAGGAACACCGUUCUUGGUUGACGUAGGAUUCGGCGGACCUUGUCCGCAGCGCGCCUUGCCUCUCGAUGGGGAUGCAAUGCCUUAUCGCCUGCGCGUGCUCGAUAACGAUUGGACAAAACCAAUUGAAGUAUCUAUCCUCAGCCAAGAUGAACCUGGCCAAAGCUCCCGAUGGCUUCCCCUGUAUCAAGUUUUCGCUUACUCGCAUGAGUGGCCGGACUUUAUGGAUAAGUCGUGGUACUUUGCCACGUAUCCAGGCCUCGUCUUCCGCGAAGUCUUAGCCGUUAGCCGUUACGAAGAAGACUGCUGGCUCACGCUGCGUAACCGAUGCUUCACUCGCCGACGCUGCACGUCGACUGGAAUAGCAGAAGUGGAAGAGCGUCGUCUAAUCGACAAUACGGUUGACCUGCUCUCUCUACUGGGCGAUGUGUUCCAGCUGAAGCUCAAACCAGAUAUGGACGAGAAAGUGCGGCGGCAACUCCAGCUUCUGUAA
Rhipicephalus sanguineus (brown dog tick) is the source of this 987-nucleotide messenger RNA. RefSeq names its product arylamine N-acetyltransferase. The record is from RefSeq and is a predicted model, not a curated record. Lineage: Eukaryota; Metazoa; Arthropoda; Arachnida; Ixodida; Ixodidae. The coding region runs from base 1 to 987 and encodes 328 amino acids. Gene Ontology annotation, molecular function: acetyltransferase activity. The transcript has a single exon.